Messenger RNA from Panicum virgatum (switchgrass), 1992 nucleotides. RefSeq names its product 3-oxoacyl-[acyl-carrier-protein] synthase I, chloroplastic-like. Bases 286 to 897 code for a protein of 203 amino acids. Gene Ontology annotation, biological process: fatty acid biosynthetic process. NCBI's taxonomy places the organism in Eukaryota, Viridiplantae, Streptophyta, Magnoliopsida, Poales, Poaceae. Gene Ontology annotation, molecular function: 3-oxoacyl-[acyl-carrier-protein] synthase activity. The transcript is spliced from 4 exons. The record is from RefSeq and is a predicted model, not a curated record.
CGCCUGUACCCGGGUCUGGAUUGGCUCGGCGACGCCGCCUCCCCCGCUGUAAUCCGUCGCGACUAAUCCGUCUCCCAUCCCUCCGUGAAAUCAGUCAAUCAAUUUGUAGGUGAGCAAUCCACCGCUCCCAUUCUCCUCCGGAUCCGCGACGCCAUCCCGCGCCUACACCUCCCCAUCUGCGCUGCGAGGACGAGGGGAGGAGGGGUGGGAUGAUGGGGCGGAGCAGGGACGCCAGUGAGGGGCGAAGGGCGGGGCCGCGCUCGUGCGGCCGGUGUGGAGGGGCGGAUGCUAGGGCCGGCGCAGGGAGCCGUGCACCGGCAGAGGGGUGGAGAGCUCCGUCUCCGCCAUGCAAGCGCCCGCGCACACCCUCGGGCUCCGCCUACCCAUCGACCGCUUCGACGCCGGCAGCUUCCCCACCCGGUUCGCGGCCCAGAUCAGGAGGUUCUCGUCGGAGGGAUACAUCGACGGCAAAAACAGCUGCAGGCUCGACGGCUGCCUCCGAUACUGCAUCGUCAGCGGCAAGAAGGCACGGGAGAACGCCGGGCUAGCCAAGGCUCUAUUCGACGCGCACGCCAAGGUGCUACCUCCAACUAUUGCUUUUAUGCUGCUGCAAACCACAUACGACGUGGUGAGGCUGAUAUAAUCAUAGCUGGUGGUACUGCAGCUGCAAUUAUUCCCAUUGGCCUUGGAGGUUUUGUGGCCUGUGUACUGGUUAUGGAGAGCCUGGAGCAUGCAAUGAAGCGUGAUGCACCAAUAAUUGCAGAAUACUUGGGAGGGGCAGUGAACUGUGACGCUUACCAUAUGACUGAUCCUAGAUCAGAUGGACUGGGUGUCUGGGUGUAUCAUCCUGUAUCAAAAAGAGCCUUGAAGAUGCAGGUGUUGCACCUGAGGAGGUGAACUACAGUAAUGCGCAUGCAACUUCAACGCUUGCUGGUGACUUGGCUGAAGUAAGAGCCAUUAAGCAAGUCUUCUAUAAUACAUCCGAAAAAUUAAUUCAACGAAGGUUUACUCACCUCCAUCUGGAAUUUGUAUAUUUUUUUACUUGGAAGGAUACAUUUUGUUUUAUCUUUAUUCCCUACUAAUAGUGUUUGCCUCCAUCCUUGCCCGUCAAUGAUAGGCCUUUGUCUAGGUGCAGCUGGUGUAUUGCAUCACUGAACUAGCUAGGUCAUACACAAAACAACAGUGAAGUUUCAGGUACAGACUGAACUGAAGAGGUGAGGUGGAUUGCCUGGUCUAGCCGAUUCUUGUGUUUUUGUUUGCAGUGGUAUUUGUUAGGGUAGGGUCGGCGAGUUCCAUAGAGUAAAAUUUGAUUUGCGAUGAAUAAGAAUCAAGCUUGUGCUUGGAGGGAUUUACUGGUCAAAUAAAAAAUUUAUAGGCUUUCUUUUAGCUAACUAGCAUUCACCUUGCAUGAAGAAUAGCAUGUGAGAUAAGACGGCCCAUUGUCGUUGUUUUUCUCUGGCUUUAUUGAUGAAGGUCAGAAUAUUUACUCGAUUUCUCAUAAGCAAGUUCCUAUUUUUCUGAGAAAGAAAAGAAGAAAAUUUGUGACAUACAUAACAUCUUUUCCUUGGGGACUGGAAAAAAUGACAAAGUGUGCAUAUACUACUUGGUUAUAUCAAGUGUAAUUAAGAAUGUGAGUUGGUUUUCCACUCCCGGGUUUGGUUAACAUUUUAUAAUAGAGGAAAUGCAGUAAUAUUAAUAUGAUUGUACUCAAAAUUUUGAUGCAUUUUGCUUUGCCAAUAGGGCUGGGCCGUGGGUGGAGAACAAGCUCAGGGAGGACGGAGAUAUACGCAUGAAUGAAUGCUCAUCUUCGGUGGUGGUGGUUUCAUUUUAUCACAAUAAAUCAUACCACAAAAAAUCUAGAUGUUGGUUUCAUUUUAUCACAUUAUCACAAUAAAUAAUGAAUCAUGACAAGUUCUUCUCGAUCUGCUAUCUGGGUUGGUUAAUAUAUUAUUAAUUAAUAUUAUUUUUUGUUGAUCUGUCCAUUGAUGCUCA